Rattus rattus (black rat) is the source of this 3818-nucleotide messenger RNA. It is a transcript of the gene Hnrnpdl, whose product is annotated as heterogeneous nuclear ribonucleoprotein D like. The record is from RefSeq and is a predicted model, not a curated record. Gene Ontology annotation, biological process: regulation of gene expression. Gene Ontology annotation, molecular function: poly(A) binding; poly(G) binding. Gene Ontology annotation, cellular component: nucleoplasm. The transcript is spliced from 7 exons. Bases 28 to 1287 code for a protein of 419 amino acids. Lineage: Eukaryota; Metazoa; Chordata; Mammalia; Rodentia; Muridae.
ACCUUGCUCCUCACCCGGAGCCCCGCGAUGGAGGUCCCGCCCCGGCUCUCCCAUGUGCCGCCGCCAUUGUUCCCCUCGGCUCCCGCUACUUUAGCCUCCCGCAGCCUCUCCCAUUGGCGGCCGCGGGCUCCGCGGCAGCUCGCCCCUCUCCUCCCUUCGCUCGCUUCCAGCUCUUCCCGGCAGGGGGCGCGCCGGACCCAGCGCCACGUCACCGCCCAGCAGCCCUCCCGAUUGGCGGGCGGGGCAGCUAUAAAGGGAGGGCGCAGGCGGCGGCCGGAUCUCUUCCGCCGCCAUUUUAAAUCUAGCUCCAUACAACGCUCCGCCGCCGCUGCCCCCGGGACCCGGACUGCGCGCCAGCACCCCCUUGCCGACGGCUCCGCCACCAUGGAGGACAUGAAUGAGUACAGCAACAUAGAGGAGUUCGCAGAGGGAUCCAAGAUCAACGCGAGCAAGAACCAGCAGGAUGACGGUAAAAUGUUUAUUGGAGGCUUGAGCUGGGAUACAAGCAAGAAAGAUCUGACUGAAUAUUUGUCUCGGUUUGGGGAAGUUGUAGACUGCACAAUUAAAACAGAUCCAGUCACUGGAAGAUCAAGAGGAUUUGGAUUUGUGCUUUUCAAAGAUGCUGCUAGUGUGGAUAAGGUUUUGGAACUGAAGGAACACAAACUGGAUGGCAAAUUGAUAGACCCCAAAAGGGCCAAAGCUUUAAAGGGGAAAGAACCCCCUAAAAAGGUUUUUGUGGGUGGAUUGAGUCCAGAUACUUCAGAAGAACAAAUUAAAGAAUAUUUUGGAGCCUUCGGAGAGAUAGAAAACAUUGAGCUGCCCAUGGAUACGAAGACUAAUGAGAGAAGAGGAUUCUGUUUUAUCACAUACACAGACGAAGAGCCAGUAAAGAAACUGUUAGAAAGCAGAUACCAUCAGAUAGGCUCUGGGAAGUGUGAAAUCAAAGUUGCACAACCCAAAGAGGUGUACAGGCAGCAGCAGCAGCAACAGAAAGGUGGAAGAGGGGCUGCAGCUGGUGGAAGAGGUGGUGCUAGGGGACGCGGAAGAGGUCAGGGCCAAAACUGGAACCAAGGAUUUAAUAACUAUUAUGAUCAAGGAUAUGGAAAUUAUAAUAGUGCCUAUGGUGAUGAGAGCUAUAGUGGCUAUGGCGGCUAUGACUAUACUGGGUAUAACUAUGGGAGCUAUGGAUAUGGACAGGGAUAUGCAGACUACAGCGGUCAGCAGAGCACUUAUGGCAAGGCAUCCCGAGGGGGUGGCAAUCACCAGAACAAUUACCAGCCCUACUAAAGGAGGACGCUGGGAGAGCAGGUGUGUGAGGCUACAGGAAAACAUUGGCAAUGGCUAAUUUAACUUAAAGAUGAAUAGACAAAUGAACGAUAUGAGUAAACUAUGUUGCGUAGUCCUUGCUAAAUUGUUAAUGUGUAAUCGCUUUAUAAGCCUGUUUUGCCUAAAGUGUCUAUAGAUCUUUAACUUUAAGGUUUUACCUCACCUUUUUUAGAAUUACAGAAAAACUUAAGAGUUUUUCUGUUUGCUUUGUGUACCAGGAGGUGUAGAGGAAUAAUUAAACUUUUUUAGAACUAUUAACAGGUAAAGUACUGAAAUGGGUACAACUUAAGGAAAACAAGAAUGUUGUCUUCUAACUCUGACAUUAUACCUUGUUUGUACCCGCCAGCGGGAACUUCAUUGCAGGCCGUGUGUCACCCUGACCACGUCUAUCUCUGGGGGUCGCACGUUGCGGGCAGAGCGCAAGGCAUACACCAGAAAACGCUGUCCUGUGGUAUGGUCUCUUCCAACUUCAUGUACCAGCGUAAAGAUUAAAGUGGAAAACUUCAGACUUUGGCUUCUUUUUUAAUCUUUUUGGAGAUUAAGUGUCUAAACUUAACUUAAAUGGUUUUUUACAGGAGUUAAAGUACAUAAAUGCCUUUUUACAGCUUAAUCAUUUUGGUCUUCUGUUUAGUGUUGUAUUUCAAUUGUGGAGCCUCAUUUUAAGUGUUCAUUCUUUAAGAUUUAAUGCUUGCUUUUUCUUUUUAUAGCUAAUAGUGAAAUCUACAAACCAAAACAAGAACUUUUAAAUCUGGGAUGUAAGUUAAAGAUCAUAUGCACAAAGCAAUUGGCUCUCGUGUCCUACUAUGACAGCUGCCUGGAAUUCAUUGGUGGCACUCCAGUUGGCUCACUAGGGAUGCUUCUGGUCGGCCCUCACCUGUUAGACUCAUAACAGGGAAGAUUGCAUUCCCGUGUUCUAAAUUGAAUCCAUUCAGUGUCGUUUGGAACUCCAGCGAGUUUCAAUCCCCAAACUGUACUUUGCUGGUGACUAUGCAUGUGAUCUUUAAUUGAAGUGAGGACUUAAAGCAGUUCAUGAAAGUGGACCUUUUGCAAGCUUGUGGGGACCGCACACAUCUAAUGGGUGUUUUGUUUUUGUUUUAGGAGGUGUAAAGAAACCAUCUUACAGGACGACAUUGAAGAUUGCUUGAUCUUCUGUUGACCUAAGAUGAUUAUUUUGUAAAGACUUUGUAGUGUACAUGACACAAUUGUGUCCCACUGUACAUAGCUGCCAAUUAGUUCCUUUGUUAAUCUGUCCUUUGUUCCUUCCCUGUGUUAUGACUCAAUGUGGAUUUGUGUUUAUACAAAUUUUUAUUUGUGUGACUUCAUGUUCAACCUCAAAUAAAUGCUUCCUUAUGUGAUUGUUUUUCUGCGUCAGGUACUGCAUAGUUCUGUGGAAAUGUAAUUUUAUAAAGAAGCAAUAACUUAAGGCGCAGCUUGUUUUGUAGGGGGUAUUGGUACACAGAAGAGACUGGUCAUGGUAUCUCCUUGUCUCUGGUUUCUGUGGGUGUUAUUCUGUACUUAAAGUCUAAUGCUUUUUCUCUGUUGAUUCCUUCCACACCUUUGGAAUAAUGUUUCCCCCUGGGUAUCUGGAGACUGACACUAGUCUGUUUUGAUUGGUGACACGUGGUGUGCUUUUGGAUUAUGGUUCUAAGGGAAGCACCUUGCUGGGCUACGCUGUACCUCGCUGGCAAGUAUUCUUUGCCGGAGCACAAAUGAUGCCCUUGUUUCUGUCCCUCACUGUUGAAAUGAACCUGUUGGCUACCACAAAGCUUGUCAGUUGACUACCUUUGCUCUGUGCCUAUCUGACAAACCAUGUGUAAUUCACAGAUGACUUUAAAGAGCUGGUGGUUUGUCUGUUAGAUCAGAGGUAAAUGCAGGGGAAGAACGCUGUCCAACUGGUGCCCAGAUCAUCAGUUUCAUCUGGGAUUAGCCACUAAGUGGGUGCAGUGGGGUCCCACCACAGCACAUGAGCUAAACAACAGUUUGAUAUUGAGGCAGGGGGUGGGGGGGAGUUGUGGAAAGUUACAUGGUGUGUAUCUUGUGGUGCAUUUAAAACUUUUAAGGAUUUAACAGUAAUACAGGCUUUGGGUUUUUUCGGGAAAUGUUGGGCUUAGAGGUCUCCACGGUUCCACAAAAGCUUCUGGGUUUGGGGUGUGUGUUUAGAGUGCCUGGUCUUAGACCAGUGUAAGCUUUUUAUACUGAUACCUUUUUUUAAAUGCCUACGACUUUGUUCCAUGAUAUUUGUACUUGCUAGCAAGGCUGUCAAGUUACCAUGCCUUGGCCUGAUUUUCCUCUGGCCUGGUACCAGUGUUGGCCAUUAAAAAAGAACUGUUUGUUUCAACUUGCAGCCAGAAAGUAGAAGGGAGAUCAUUUCACAUUGUUAGUAGGUACAGUAUCCAGAGAAAGAUACCUGUGAGUUCAAGCUUACAAUUAGGUGACAAGUUGACAUUGAGAUUGUCAUUUCCCCUGAUCAAAAUGAAUAAAGUCUUUUUAAA